AUGGUUCAAGCCACAGUCGGUGAGUCAGUUAUUGAAGCCAAGGCCGAGGCUAGGAACUUGGGAAUCAUAUUCGAUGAGCACGCCACUAGGAAAUCUCAUGUCGCAGGGGUGUGUCGCUCGAUGUCAUCUAUCAGAAAGAUAGGUCAAAUUCGUAGGGUUUUAGACCGGAAGACAACUCUCACUCUCAUCCAUGCCUUCGUCACCUCCAAACUUGACACAUGCAAUGCACUUCUUCCUAAUCUUCCUGCCAACGAACUGAUGAAGCUUCAAAGAAUUCAAAACAUCGCAGCCAGAAUCACAGAGAAAGCAACUGGUCUCACUUCUACCACAUCCCUUCUCCGUAACCUCCACUGGCUCCCAAUCAACAAGCGGAUUCACUUUAAGAUCCUACUUCUCACCUACAAGUCUCUUUCUAACUCUACCCCUUCUUAUCUGUCUGAACUCAUUCACACCUACACACCCUCCCGUGCUCUCAGAUCCCAGAACAAACAUCUUCUCCAGAUUCCUCGUUUUAAGACCCAGUACUACGGCCGUAGCUCCUUCACCUUCAAUGCUCCCACCCUCUGGAACUCUCUCCCGCUCGCCAUUCGAACUGCACCUUCCAUCCAGACCUUCAAGACUGCACUUAAGACCUACCUUUUUAAGAAUUAUUAA
Strongylocentrotus purpuratus (purple sea urchin) is the source of this 654-nucleotide messenger RNA. RefSeq lists its product as uncharacterized. Lineage: Eukaryota; Metazoa; Echinodermata; Echinoidea; Camarodonta; Strongylocentrotidae. The record is from RefSeq and is a predicted model, not a curated record. The transcript has 2 exons. The coding region runs from base 1 to 654 and encodes 217 amino acids.